AUGGAAGUUGACCAUCGGCAAGCCGGCGUUGGCACGGCCCCAGUCACCCUUUCGCCGCCCGAGCCAGCUGAGGCCGCCAGUAGCACCUCUUCACAGCAGAGCCUCAGCCAUUCCUCGCAGCUUCAUGCCUCAGGCACUCACUUGCUCUCAAAUUCCUUCCCUGCUCCUGACUGGGAAGACCUUCUCGACUUCGUUGUCGACCAAAGUACCGAUACAUCCGACAGUCUCGCAGCCUUUGAACAAGACUUGGGCUCGAGUGGGCCAGCGUACCCUCCUAUUUUGGAUGGUGACGACCAAACAACCACUGCCGACCUGACCUUCUAUAACAGGCUUAACAGCCCUGUCGUUGCUCAAGAUGAGAUUGCCGGUCCCUCCACUGGUGGCCACUCAACUCGGCCCAAUGCGCCGGAAGACCAAGGCUUUCCACUCCAGCAAACAUGGAUCCUGCCCUGGGAUCUUGAAACUGACGUAUUCCCUGCUUGGCCCGCUGAACUGGACAAUCAAACCGGCUUUACACCCUCCAAUGAUCCUACACUGCCGAUUUUCAACGAGACUGGGGACGACAAAGUCGAUCUACACGACAUCUGGUCACGGCAAAAUGACUUAGAGCUACCUCGGAGCAGUACCAACUCCUCCCUAAAGUUCGUUACACAGCGACCUGCAACGCUUCGCAAUGCUAACGACUUCAACUUCGCGCACCUACGCCGUCGACAAAAGACACUUUUGUCCGACAUGUGGCAUGGCGUUCAAGUUUCCUAA
Messenger RNA from Zasmidium cellare ATCC 36951, 759 nucleotides. RefSeq lists its product as uncharacterized. The transcript has a single exon. The record is from RefSeq and is a predicted model, not a curated record. Lineage: Eukaryota; Fungi; Ascomycota; Dothideomycetes; Mycosphaerellales; Mycosphaerellaceae. Bases 1 to 759 code for a protein of 252 amino acids.